Messenger RNA from Effrenium voratum, 3826 nucleotides. The record is from the annotation of a GenBank genome assembly. NCBI's taxonomy places the organism in Eukaryota, Dinophyceae, Suessiales, Symbiodiniaceae.
GGUGGUUGCCACACGUCGCGGCCGCGCCUGGUGUUGGGGCAAGCCGGGCAUUCGCCAUGCCGGAUGAAUGCCCCGGGCAGCCGUGCUGCGGUGGCCCGGCAAGCACAAGGAGCCGGUGAGCCUCGAGGUGCUUUCCCUGCAGGAAGAAGUACAGAUCCUGCGGGAGGAGGCCGAUGAAGCCUUUGAGAACGUGGAGCUGGCGCGCCUGGCGGCGAAAACCCUGGAGGAACAGUUCCGCACAGAGCAGCAAGCCGCCCAGCGCCUACAGCAGCUCUACGAGGCGCAGCUGGAUCCCAGGCGAUCGGAGUUCCAGGCGCUGGAAGAGCUCCGGCGGAGUGAGCUUCGGCUCGAGUCGGAGGAAAGCAAAGCCCGAGCUGCAGAGCAAGAUUUUAGAGAGAGGAUUGACCUGCUUUCCUCCGAGUUGCUGCAAAGUACCAGCGAGGUGCGAGACGCAGCAGCCGAAGCAUCGAGGAUCGAGUCUGCUCAAAGCCACGCUGCAGAAGAGCUGCAGCUCGUGCGGGCUUCUGAGCAGGAGCAGGCAUCAAGAGCCAAAGCUGCCGAGGACAGGGCGAAGGUGCUCCACGAUGAAGUGGCAGCCCGGGAGGAGGUGGUUGAGCGAGUGCGGGGUCAGCUGGAACAGCUGGAAGCUCGAUCAGCUGCAGACGAAGCGCAAGAGCUGCGGUCGGACGUGGAGGAGAGCAAAUUUGAUCUGGAGCAAGGCCUCAGAGAAAGGAUCGACCUGCUUUCCUCUGAGUUGGUGCAAAGUACUAGCGAGGUGCAAGAAGCGGCGGCGGAAGCCGCGAGGAUCGAGUCUUCUCAAAGCCAUGCUGCAGAAGCGCUGCAGCUCGUGCAGGCUUCUGAGCAGGAGCAGGCAUCAAGAGCCAAAGCUGCCGAAGACAGGGCGAAGGCUCUCAACGCCGAAGUGGCAGCCCAGGUGGAGGUGGUUGAGCGAGUGCGGGGUCAGCUGGAACAGCUCGAAACUCGGUCAGCUGCAGACGAAGCGCAAGAGCUGCGGUCGGACGUGGAGGGGAGCAAAUCUGAUCUGGAGCAAGGCCUCAGAGAAAGGAUCGACCUGCUUUCCUCUGAGUUGCUGCAAAGUACCAGCGAGGUGCAAGAGGCAGCAGCCGAAGCGGCGAGGAUCGAGUCUUCUCAAAGCCAUGCUGCAGAAGAGCUGCAGCUCGUGCGGGCUUCUGAGCAGGAGCAGGAAUCAAGAGCCAAAGCUGCCGAAGACAGGGCGAAGGCUCUCAACGCCGAAGUGGCAGCCCAGGUGGAGGUGGUUGAGCGAGUGCGGGGUCAGCUGGAACAGCUCGAAACUCGGUCAGCUGCAGACGAAGCGCAAGAGCUGCGGUCGGACGUGGAGGGGAGCAAAUCUGAUCUGGAGCAAGGCCUCAGAGAAAGGAUCGACCUGCUUUCCUCUGAGUUGCUGCAAAGUACCAGCGAGGUGCAAGAGGCAGCAGCCGAAGCGGCGAGGAUCGAGUCUUCUCAAAGCCAUGCUGCAGAAGAGCUGCAGCUCAUGCGGGCUUCUGAGCAGGAGGAGGAGUCGAAAGCGAAAGCUGCCGAAGACAGGGCGCAGGUGCUCAACGUCGAAGUGGCAGCGCAGGAGGAGGAGGUGGAGCGAGUACGGGGGCAGCUGGAACAGCUGGAAGAACGGUCAGCUGCAGAUGGCGAGCGAGCUCUUCGCUCGGAGCUUGAGGAGAGCAGGGAAAUGGAGAUGGAUCUCAGAGCCAGUAUGCACCAGAAGUUCCUGGAGCUGGCCGAGCUCCACGAUGCCCGCGCGCUGGCGGAGGAAGAGGCCUGCCGCGCGGAGGCGGCCGAGGCGGGCGCCAAGGCGCUCCGGGCGGAGUUGCGCGAGGUGCCAGCUGUGAAGGUGGUCACUGCAGACGGAGAGGCCUCGGGCAGCUCCACGCCGCGCAGCGCCACGCUGAGCUUGACGCCCUCCGCCUCGGCCGCCUCCGGGCCGUCCGUCACGCCCGGAUCCAAGCGCCGGGGGCUGCUGGGGGCCUUCCGGAGGCCCCGCAAGGGUGGGGUCUCAGCAGAUCGGCUGGAGGUGCAGCAGGAGCUGUUGCUCGCCCGGGAGCGGGCCGCGGAGGCCCUGGACGCCGCGGAGACCCAGGAGAUGCGCGCGGAGGAGCUGCAAAAGAUCAAGAACGCGCUCACGCUGCAAUUGACGGAGCAGCAAAGGAGGGAGUCCGAGCUUGAGACCGAGCUGGAGACCGCGCGAGGCUCAGAGUCAGAGCUGCGAGGAGAGCUGGAGCGAUCGAGCCGUCAAGGCGCAGAUGUGGCAGCUGCAGGGGAGCUGGAGACUCAGCUACUGGCACUGCGAGGCUUGGAGUCAGAGCUGCGCAAAGAGCUGGCAAUGGAGCGGAGCCGUCAAGGCGACGCAGCGGACGUGGCUGCACCUGCCCCGGAAGGCGCAGUGGCGCGGCCGUCCGCUAAAGAGACAGACGAGGAUCCGGAUCCGGAUCCGCACGCGGAUCGAUGCUCGGCCUUGGAGGCGGAGCAAGCGAAAGAUGAGGCGAGGAGAGCCGAAGCGGAGGCGAAGCUGUCAGCAGAGGAGGCAGUAGCGGCAAAGGAGGCGCUCGCGAGAUCGAAGCAGGAGCAGGCGAACCUCGCGGCGCGGCUGGAGGAUAUGGAGUACGCGCUGCAGAUCGCCAGCGAGGCUGCCGCGGAGGACGCCGUUGGAGAGGAUCCCAUCGGCGUCCGCGAGGCGUGCAGGCUCCGAUCGGAGUGCCGUGCGCUACAGGCCGAGCUGAAAGCCGGCGAAGCCAAUGCCGAAGCCAAUGCCGAAGCCAAUGCCGAAGCCGCGGUCCAAGAGGUCCAAGGAACACAGCGGGCUUACCGCCCCACCGCGGAUUUCGGGGAUGUGUCGAAGCUCUGGAGGUUGAAGGAAUUCGGCUCCGGCUCCGGGGAGAUGCUGUCCAUCGCCGAGGAGCCGAAAGAGGCCGUCAACCCAUUCGCGGACGAGGAUCCGUUUCAGGACAUUGAGCCGGAGGAGGCGCCGGUGGCCGCGCGGCCCACCGCGGUCUCCUUCGCGCCGCCGCGGCGCGGGAGCUCCGGGCUGAGGAAUCCCUUCGACGACGACGCUUCGAGCCAGGCCUCGGAGGAUCUCCCCGCAGGUCACAUCGCUUCUGGAGGGGGCUCCUUUGGCAGGGCCAGCGGCGGGAUUCUGCCCCUGCCGGAAAUGCCAGAGGAGUCCGUCCGCGAGGCGGGCCUGGAGGCUGCAGAGGAGGUCCGGAGCUUGCGCAGGGCCCUGAUUUCUGAAGAGGCCGCGUGCGCACAGGCCAAGGCGGAGCUGGAGGCGCAGCUGCAGGCGGCGGAGGCCUCGGAGGCGGGGAGUCUGCGGCGGCGGCUGGCGGAGGAGAAGGCGAAGAGCCGGGCCUUAGGGGAGCGUGCCAUCCGCUCCGAGCGGCACCGGCAGAAGCUGCUGGAGGAGAUCGUGGAGGAUGGGCAGAUGGAUGUGGAGUUUGCGUCCCUCGUGAAGGCGGUGGGCCGCACCGCCAAGGCCAUCGGCGCCAUCUCCCGGGAGGCCCCGCGCCUGUCGAAGCUGGCCCAAGCGCCGCUCACGGAGGCGCCCUCUGCUCGCUCGCCGCCGCCGCUGCCAGCGCCGGCGCAGGUGCCGGCGCGGCUCGAGCCGAGGCCGGCGUCGCCGAGGUUGACUCGGCUCCCGACUCCGGCAGAACUCGCUGCUGCCCAGAGUGCACCGAGCGAGGUGGAUUUGACAUAGGCUGCCUCCACGAGCAGUUCGAGGCCCACUUGCCAAUCCGUACCAUAGUGAGCCUAGGAGAGGAUGGUAUGUCGCAGAUGGAGAGCACUUCUGAGUUUCCAC